Messenger RNA from Abrus precatorius (Indian licorice), 2187 nucleotides. RefSeq lists its product as uncharacterized. The coding region runs from base 317 to 781 and encodes 154 amino acids. The transcript has 3 exons. Lineage: Eukaryota; Viridiplantae; Streptophyta; Magnoliopsida; Fabales; Fabaceae. The record is from RefSeq and is a predicted model, not a curated record.
AUGAAUUGUGAGGGUGUCGAAUAAUAAAAGCAACAAUGCAAGGGCCAAAUAGGAGUGUUAUUAUGCUUAAAUCUGUAGGUUUUCCUUUGGAAGUCAACACCACCAUGCACAAAGGCACUGACAACAAAACGGGUGUGUUCUCUGUGAACAGAUGCAUGACAUACACACUGGGUAGGAGAUUUGUUUCUUUGAACAUAACUUUGACGGGCAAGGCCGAUCGUGUAAACAAUGUACUCCUCGAAAUCUUUGAAAAAAAUGGGUAGCAGAUUUCUUUCUUUGAACAUAACUACGAUGGGCAACGCCAAAGGUGUAAGCAAUGUACUCCUCAACAUCUCCGAAAACAAUGGAUCAUUAUUUCGUGCCACCUUUGUCGAGCACAGAACUUUUUCAGUACAAUUGCCACGAGACUGGUUCAGCAGGUUUUUUCAUUCUGGAAAAGAAGAUCAUCAAGGGAGUUGUGGAGAGUGUGAAGGCCACACACGCCUUUGUCUUCGGCGAUGGUGAAACUAUGAACGUCAAAAUAAAAGUAAAAUAUGAGAAAAGAGUUGGGUUGAUUGUUGAGGUGAAAGAGCCUGUGAAGCUUACUGUGGAUCAUAUAAUUCAUCUGAUAUCGAGAAUCGACGGAAAGAUGGAAAGUAUGUCGGUCGCUGGCGCUCUCAAAAAACCCAACCAGCUGCUCCCAUCUAUAGACGACGAGGAAGCGGUGACUGUUGGGCCUGACAAAAUUUCGGUGGCCGGCGCCGCCUUCAAAGCAGACGGCGAGAUCCAAUUUAAUAAUUGAUUAAGUCUGAAAAAAUAAAUAUAAGCGUACCUAGCUAAAAAAAAUUAUGAGGUUUAAUUUUUACUUUAUUUAUUUAUUUAUUUUUAUCAUUCACUUUAAGGUUUUUACACGAUAAUUAAUUAAGAAAUCGAAAACAAGUAGUAUCAUUGAUAGGGGAUACUCUUGCUUAAGUUAGGUAAGUUUGCUGCGAGCAGUCGAAACUUUGAAUAUUUAAUAUAUCUGCUAUUCAUGAAUUAAAUAUGAGAUCAUUUGUUAAACUUAAAGAACUCGAUCCGUUGUAAAAAUUAUGGAUAAGUAUAUUUAUCAAUAUAUAAUAAAUUCUCAAAAACAUCAUCUUCCACGCUACACAAUGAUUAUUAAAAUUAUUAAUCUUCAAUUAUUUAGGUGAUCAAGAUUGACGAUUAUUAAUGCACAAAGAAAUUAAAUAUAUAAAAAAGAAAGAAUAAAAAAAAAAGCAACUAAGUAACAGUUAGGAGGUUUAGUUAUUAUGAACAAAGAUGGGGAAUUUUGACUUAGUUGUCUGUUUAUCAAUUAUCAACUUUUUUAUUUUAAAUUCAUUAAUUACUCAAUGAUUAUAUAAUAUUGUUAGUAUUUUUUAAAAUUACAUCUUCAAUUAUUAUGCAAGAUAUAAAAUUAGAAAAACAUAAUGUUUCAAUAAGUUUGAUGAUUUAGUAACUAAUUUAGGAUUAAGAUUAAUUUUACAAAAUCUUGAAUUCAGUUUCUUUUAUAAGUCCAUUAAUUGGCAACUAACUUUAAUAAUAAUAAGGUUGAUUCCUUGAUAACAAUUAAAGCAAAAAAACAAACGCUAUGGCCUAUGGAAAGAGAAAUAUGAAUUCAUUGAAGAAAACGAAAUCCAGAUAAAGCUCACAACAUGAGGUCUAUAAAAUUCAAAAUUUAAAUAUAAGAGAAAGAAAAAAUAGGUCAAAACUUACAACAAAAUAGACAAAAAUGAAGCAUAAAACGAAUCUCUGUCAAAAUAGUUAGGGAUUGAUUGUUCGAUUUGAAUUAGUUUUUCUUUGAAAUUUCUUUCUAUUCAAUAAAAAAAAAAUUACAGUUCAUAAAUUCAAAUAUAUUUAAUAAAAUUAUUUUUAUUUUAUUAUUUAUAUGAGAGUAAAUUAGAAAAAGAAAAAAAAUUGAACAUAUAUUUUAGGAUAUUUAUCAUUUUGUUUGUUUUAGUUUGACUUAACAUAUGAGAAUUAAAAAUUAAGUCAAAACUAUCUAAAAGAAUGUGAUUGUUUAAUUAAUAGUUUUUUUAAUUUCAAUUUGUUUUUAUUAAUUUAGCGGUUAAAAUAGUUUGAAUAAGUUUAUAUAUAUUCUUACUAGUCUAUUACUAACACUGUUGUAAGUGCUCUAAGGUUUAGAUAUCUCUUAUACUCUUAAUUAAUAAAAUUAUGUGGCUUAAUUUU